Molecule: messenger RNA, 635 nt
Organism: Lethenteron reissneri (Far Eastern brook lamprey)
Lineage: Eukaryota; Metazoa; Chordata; Hyperoartia; Petromyzontiformes; Petromyzontidae
Gene: TTC32
Product: tetratricopeptide repeat domain 32
Molecular function (GO): protein binding
Source: RefSeq, a predicted model, not a curated record
UUUAUGGACGGCCCCCAAAGUCCCAAAACUUUUCGCACUCGAACCUCCAAAUCUCCGAUCCGGAGGGCAAAAUCCUCGGACCUGACACCAGAACUUGGCAUCACCGUUGGGAGGUGCUCUGUGAGUCCUGCCCCCCCCCAUGUCUCUGCAGGAGGCGGACGCGUGCCUACGGGAGAGGCGGCUCGGCCGUGCUGAGGAGCUCUACACGGGGCUGCUGGCCCGGCGCGAUCGCCUCUGCAAAGAAGAUUGCGCUGUCGCCUUGAACAACCGAGGGCAGAUCAAGUACCUGCGCGUGGACUUUUAUGAAGCAAUGGACGACUACACACAGGCCAUUGAGUGCAACAAGGACUUCCCCAUUCCUUACUACAACAGGGGCCUUAUUCUCUACAGGCUAGGGUUUUUUGAUGACGCAAUCAAGGAUUUUCACAAGGCUGUUGAACUCAAUCCAGCAUUUGAAGAUGCUCGAACAAGUCUCAAACAAGCUGCCUGGGACAAAGAAGCAAAGCAAGCCAGAGGUUACUGAUACUACGAAUUUGAAAAUGGAGAGUAAAUGUAAUAUUUUUUUACAUUUUUAAUCAAACUGUCAGUGUUUAUUGUUGAUUACAGUAGUAAUUGUAUAUGGCCAAAUCAAGAUG